Messenger RNA from Ailuropoda melanoleuca (giant panda), 7863 nucleotides. RefSeq names its product zinc finger protein 573 (gene ZNF573). Gene Ontology annotation, biological process: regulation of DNA-templated transcription. NCBI's taxonomy places the organism in Eukaryota, Metazoa, Chordata, Mammalia, Carnivora, Ursidae. The record is from RefSeq and is a predicted model, not a curated record.
CUACCGCGGCCACGGACAUUCAGGCUCCAACUACAUUUCCCAGAGGGCAGCGGUCACAGAGGUUCUUUGGCUUCCCUUCCGUUUUCAUGCGGUUCUCGCGCUGCGCUCGUUCUGGAUUCUCUGUUUUUCUCCACUAGAGGAGCCCCAAGGAGGACUGAUCAGUUUUUGCAGAUAAUCAAACCAUGACAUAUCUCUGGAUUCUCUGGAAUUUGAAUUUUUUUCAAUGGAGGAACACCACGGAGCACUGAUCAGGUCUUACCUUUCUAAAACCAUGACCUGUUUUCAGGAAUUAGUGACAUUCAGGGAUGUGGCCAUAGACUUCUCUCGGCAGGAGUGGGAAUACCUGGACCCUAUUCAGAGAGACUUGUACAGGGAUGUGAUGUUGGAGAACUAUAGAAACUUGGUCUCAUUGGCAGGACAUUCCAUUUCUAAGCCAGAUGUGGUUGACUUAUUGGAGCAAGGAAAAGAGCCCUGGAUAAUUUUGAGGGAAGAAACACAAAGACAGUACACAGAUUUGGAUUUACAUUGUGAGGUAAUCAGCUAUGUAGAAAUGUCUACUUAUGAAAAAGAUAUGUCUUCUACACAACAUCAGAGCACAUAUAACAGUGAGAAACUCUAUGAAUGUAAGAAAUGUCAGAAGAAAUUUAGUAGUGGCUAUCAAUUUAUUCUACAUCACAGGUUUCAUAUUGGCAGAAGACCCUAUGAAUGCAAGGAAUGUGGGAAGAACUUUUGUAGUGGUUAUCAACUUACCCUACAUCAGAGAUUUCAUACUGGUGAGAAACCCUAUGAUUGUACAGAAUGUGGAAAGAACUUUAAAAGUGGUUAUCAACUUACUGUACAUCAGAGAUUUCAUACUGGUGAGAAAACCUAUGAAUGUAGGGAAUGUGGGAAGGCCUUUAUUUAUGCCUCACACAUUGUUCAGCAUGAGAGAAUCCACACUGGCAGGAGGCCUUAUGAAUGUCAGGAAUGUGGGAAGGCCUUUAGUCAAGGUGGACACCUUAGAAUUCAUCAAAGAAUUCAUACCGGUGAGAAACCCUAUAAAUGUCAAGAAUGUGGGAAGGCUUUUAGUAGGCGCUCAAACCUUGUUGAACAUGGGCAAAUCCAUACUGAUGAGAAACCUUAUGUAUGUGAGAAAUGUGGCAAGGCCUUUAAAAGAGGUCACCAACUUACCAUACAUCAGAGUGUUCAUACUGGUAAAAAACCAUAUGAAUGUAAAGAAUGUGGAAAGGGCUAUACCACUGCCUCAUACCUUAUUUUACAUCAGAGAAUCCAUAAAGUUGGCAAACCAUAUGAAUGUAAGGAAUGUAAGAAAACCUUUACUUUGUAUAGAAAUCUUACACGCCAUCAGCGUAUUCACACUGGUGAGAAACUUUUUGAAUGUAAGCAAUGUGGGAAGUCCUAUACUACUGGCUCAAAACUUUUUCAACAUCAGAAAACUCACACUGGUGAGAAGCCCUAUGAAUGUAAGGAAUGUGGAAAGGCCUUUAGCUUGUAUGGAUACCUUCAUCAACAUCAGAAAGUCCAUAUUGGUGUGAAACAAUUUGAAUGUAAGGAGUGUAAAAAAACCUUUACUUUGUAUAGAAAUCUUACUCGACAUCAGAGUAUUCAUACUGGUAAGAAACUUUUUGAAUGUAAGGAAUGUGGGAAGGUCUAUAGUACUGCCUCAAACCUUGUGCAACAUCAGAAAACUCAUACUGGUGAGAAACCCUAUGAAUGUAAAGAGUGUGGUAAAACCUUUAGCUUGCAUGGAUAUCUUAAUCAACAUCAGAAAAUCCAUACUGGUGUGAAACCCUAUGAGUGUAAGAUAUGUAGGAAAACCUUUACUUUCUAUAGAAACCUUACCCUACACCAGAGUAUUCAUACUGACGAGAAACCUUUUAAAUGUAAGGAAUGUGGGAAGACCUUUAGACGUAGUUCACACCUUACUGCACAUCAGAGUAUUCAUGCUGAUAAGAAACCCUAUGAAUGUAAGGAAUGUGGGAAGUCCUUUAAAAUGUAUGGCUACCUUACACAACAUCAGAAAAUUCAUACUGGUGGGAAACCCUAUGACUGUACGGAAUGUGGGAAGGCCUUCAGUCGUGCUUCAAACCUUGUUCAACAUGAGAGAAUUCAUACUGGUGAAAAACCCUACAUGUGUAAGAAGUGUGGGAAAGCCUUCAGAUAUGGUUCAGCCCUUAAAGCACAUCAGGGAAUGCAUACAGAUGUGAAACUCUAAGAACAUAAGGAAUGUGACAAUGCCUUUAAAAAACAUUCGUCUUUUACUCUACAUCAGAAAAUUCAUACUAGAGAGAAACCCUAUGAAUGUGACAAAUGUGGGAAGGCCUUUAGUCAAUAUACAGACGUUACAGUACAUCGGAGAAUUCAUACUGGUGAGAGACCCUAUGAAUGUGAGCAAUGUGGAAAUUCCUUUAAUCGUGCAUCCAACCUUCUGCAACAUCAGAGAAUUCAUAUUGGUGAAAAACCUUAUAAAUGUGAGGAAUGUGGAAUGACAUUUAGUCGUAGGAUGGACCUUAGAGUUCAUAAGAGAAUUCAUACUGGUGAGAAACCCUAUGAAUGUGACAAAUGUGGGAGGGCCUUUAGUCGUGCUUCACAUCUUACUCAACAUGGGAGAGUUCAUACUGGUGAGAAAUCCUAUGUAUGUAAUGAAUGUGGGAAGGCCUUUAGUCAGGGUGGAAGACUUAGAAUACAUCAUAGAAUUCAUACUGGUGAGAAACCCUAUGAAUGUAAGGAAUGUGGGAAGGCUUUUAGUCAAGCCUCUCAUCUUGUGCAACAUGACAGAAUUCAUACUGGUGAAAAACCCUAUGAAUGCCAUGAGUGUAGGGUGACCUUUAGCCAUGGUAUAGAUCUUAGAGUACAUAAUAGAAUUCAUACUGGAGAGAAACCCUACAAAUGUAAGGAAUGUGGGAAGGCCUUUAGUCAUGCCUCAAAUCUUGUUCAACAUGAAAGGAUUCAUACUGGUGAGAAACCUUAUAAAUGUAAAGAAUGUGGGAAGGCCUUUAUCCAUGGUGGAAGCCUAAGAAUGCAUCAGAGAAUUCAUACUGGUGAGAAACCCUAUGAAUGUGACAAAUGUGGGAAGGCCUUUAGUCAAUAUACAGACGUUACAGUACAUCGGAGAAUUCAUACUGGUGAAAAACCUUAUAUGUGUGGAAUGACAUUUAGUCGUAGGAUAGACCUUAAAGUUCAUCAGAGAAUUCAUACUGGCAAGAAACCCUAUGAAUGUGACAAAUGUGGGAAGGCCUUUAGUCGUGCUUCACAUCUUACUCAACAUGGGAGAGUUCAUACUGGUGAGAAAUCCUAUGUAUGUAAUGAAUGUGGGAAGGCCUUUAGUCAGGGUGGAAGACUUAGAAUACAUCAUAGAAUUCAUACUGGUGAGAAACCCUAUGAAUGUAAGGAAUGUGGGAAGGCUUUUAGUCAAGCCUCUCAUCUUGUGCAACAUGACAGAAUUCAUACUGGUGAAAAACCCUAUGAAUGCCAUGAGUGUAGGGUGACCUUUAGCCAUGGUAUAGAUCUUAGAGUACAUAAUAGAAUUCAUACUGGAGAGAAACCCUACAAAUGUAAGGAAUGUGGGAAGGCCUUUAGUCAUGCCUCAAAUCUUGUUCAACAUGAAAGGAUUCAUACUGGUGAGAAACCUUAUAAAUGUAAAGAAUGUGGGAAGGCCUUUAUCCAUGGUGGAAGCCUAAGAAUGCAUCAGAGAAUUCAUACUGGUGAGAAACCCUAUGAAUGUGACAAAUGUGGGAAGGCCUUUAGUCAAUAUACAGACGUUACAGUACAUCGGAGAAUUCAUACUGGUGAGAAACCUUAUAAAUGUGUGGUGACAUUUAGUCGUAGGAUAGACCUUAAAGUUCAUCAGAGAAUUCAUACUGGCAAGAAACCCUAUGAAUGUGACAAAUGUGGGAAGGCCUUUAGUCGUGCUUCACAUCUUACUCAACAUGGGAGAGUUCAUACUGGUGAGAAAUCCUAUGUAUGUAAUGAAUGUGGGAAGGCCUUUAGUCAGGGUGGAAGACUUAGAAUACAUCAUAGAAUUCAUACUGGUGAGAAACCCUAUGAAUGUAAGGAAUGUGGGAAGGCUUUUAGUCAAGCCUCUCAUCUUGUGCAACAUGACAGAAUUCAUACUGGUGAAAAACCCUAUGAAUGCCAUGAGUGUAGGGUGACCUUUAGCCAUGGUAUAGAUCUUAGAGUACAUAAUAGAAUUCAUACUGGAGAGAAACCCUACAAAUGUAAGGAAUGUGGGAAGGCCUUUAGUCAUGCCUCAAAUCUUGUUCAACAUGAAAGGAUUCAUACUGGUGAGAAACCUUAUAAAUGUAAAGAAUGUGGGAAGGCCUUUAUCCAUGGUGGAAGCCUAAGAAUGCAUCAGAGAAUUCAUACUGGUGAGAAACCCUAUGAAUGUGACAAAUGUGGGAAGGCCUUUAGUCAAUAUACAGACGUUACAGUACAUCGGAGAAUUCAUACUGGUGAAAAACCUUAAAUGUGUGGAAUGACAUUUAGUCGUAGGAUAGACCUUAAAGUUCAUCAGAGAAUUCAUACUGGCAAGAAACCCUAUGAAUGUGACAAAUGUGGGAAGGCCUUUAGUCGUGCUUCACAUCUUACUCAACAUGGGAGAGUUCAUACUGGUGAGAAAUCCUAUGUAUGUAAUGAAUGUGGGAAGGCCUUUAGUCAGGGUGGAAGACUUAGAAUACAUCAUAGAAUUCAUACUGGUGAGAAACCCUAUGAAUGUAAGGAAUGUGGGAAGGCUUUUAGUCAAGCCUCUCAUCUUGUGCAACAUGACAGAAUUCAUACUGGUGAAAAACCCUAUGAAUGCCAUGAGUGUAGGGUGACCUUUAGCCAUGGUAUAGAUCUUAGAGUACAUAAUAGAAUUCAUACUGGAGAGAAACCCUACAAAUGUAAGGAAUGUGGGAAGGCCUUUAGUCAUGCCUCAAAUCUUGUUCAACAUGAAAGGAUUCAUACUGGUGAGAAACCUUAUAAAUGUAAAGAAUGUGGGAAGGCCUUUAUCCAUGGUGGAAGCCUAAGAAUUCAUCAGAGAAUUCAUACUGGUGAGAAACCCUAUGAAUGUGACAAAUGUGGGAAGGCCUUUAGUCAAUAUACAGACGUUACAGUACAUCGGAGAAUUCAUACUGGUGAAAAACCUUAAAUGUGUGGAAUGACAUUUAGUCGUAGGAUAGACCUUAAAGUUCAUCAGAGAAUUCAUACUGGCAAGAAACCCUAUGAAUGUGACAAAUGUGGGAAGGCCUUUAGUCGUGCUUCACAUCUUACUCAACAUGGGAGAGUUCAUACUGGUGAGAAAUCCUAUGUAUGUAAUGAAUGUGGGAAGGCCUUUAGUCAGGGUGGAAGACUUAGAAUACAUCAUAGAAUUCAUACUGGUGAGAAACCCUAUGAAUGUAAGGAAUGUGGGAAGGCUUUUAGUCAAACCUCUCAUCUUGUGCAACAUGACAAUCAUACUGGUGAAAAACCCUAUGACUGCCAUGAGUGUGGGAUGACCUUUAGCCGUGGUAUAGAUCUUAGAGUACAUCAUAGAGCUCAUACUGGAGAGAAGCCCUACAAAUGUAAGGAAUGUGGGAAGGCCUUUAGUCGCAUCUCAAACCUUGUUAGGCAUGAGAGAAUUCAUACAAGUGAGAAACCAUAUGAAUGUAAGGAAUGUUGGAAGGCCUUUAGUCAUAUUGAAAGCCUUAGAGUGCAUCAUAGAAUUCAUACUGGUGAGAAACCCCAUGAAUGUAAAGAGUGUGGGAAGGCUUUUAGUAGUGGCAAUCAACUAAUUAUACAUCAUAGAUUUCAUACUGGUGAGAAACCCUAUGAGUGUAAGGAAUGUGGGAAGGCUUUUAGUGUGUAUGGACGACUUACUCGACACCAGAGUAUUCACAGUGGUUAGAAAUCUUUUGAAUGUAACACAUGUAGGAAGUCUUUUAGGCUUAGUUCAAGUCUUAAAGCACAUGAGAGAAUUCAUACUGGAGAGAAGCCUUAAUAAUAUAAGGACUGUGGAAAGGCAUACAUAUGCAGUAGAGAAUGUAUAGUACAUCAACUUUAUAACACUGAGAAACAGUGUGAAUGAGAGGAAUGUGGGAAUGCUUUUAGAUAUGGUUCAGUUCUUAUAAGGCAUUAAAUAAUUUAUACUGGUGAGGACUCCUCAAAAUGUAAAUAAUAUUUGGAAUGUUUUCAUUAUGAUUCAAAUGUUGCUCAUAGUAAGAAUUUUUUUUUUACAAGAAUGUUCAGUUCAGCUUUAUUAAUGGUAACAUAUUUGCAAACAACCUAAGUGUUCAUCAGCUGGUCAGCAGGUGAACAGAUAGUGGUGUAUUUGUAUAGUGCAAUGCUAUUCAGCAAGGAAAAGGAAUGUACCACUGCUACUUGGGGCAGCAUGUAUGAAUCUUAAGAGUGUGCUCGUUGAAAGAAGCCAGUCACAAAAAGUCCAUACAUAUCAUUUUUAUGAAAUUCAAAAAUAGGCAAAAUUAAUCUGCGGGAACAAAUCAGCAUAGUGGUUCACUUGCGGUGGGGAGGAGGAGGAUAGAGUAGAAAGGGACCUUUGGAAAUUCGGGCCUGUGGUCUAUACCUGCACUGAUAAUAUCAUAGCUAUUAGCUACAUGUGACUAGUAAGCACUGGAACUAUGGCUAAUUCAAAGUAUGAUAUGCUGCAAACAUAAAAUACACAGCAGAUCGAAGCCUUAUGAAACACAUGUAAAAUACCACAUUGAUGAUAUUUUUAAAAUCAAUUCCAUAUUGAAAUCGUAGUAUUUUGGGUAUAUUGGGUUAAAUAAAACAUAUUUAAGUUAAUUUCAUCUGUCUCCUUUAACUUUUUUAAAUGUGGUUACUUGAAGAUUUAAAAUUGAAUAUGUGGGUCACAUUCUAUUUCCAUGGUCUUUCCAUCUUGAUCGGGAUGGCAGUUACAGCAGUGUGUACAUCUGUCAGAAAUCAUUGAACACUAAGAUUAAGAUCUGUACUUUUAGUCAUGUGUUAUUAUACUUUAUAAAACAAAACUAAAAGCUAUAUUUUUCAUGCUAGUUAUCAUAUUUGGCAUUCAGCAUUCAUUACAUUGUAUGUGAAACUUCAAAAUCACCUUACAAUGUAGCUGAUAUUUGCUGAAAAGUCUAGGGAGUCUAAGUAACCUCCAAAUUGACGUAGAAAUAUGUGGCAAUAUGGAGUUUCGAAUGCCCUGUGGUUCGACUGUAUUUCUUAUGCUUUUCCCAUUUGAUCAUGUUGCUUUACCAAUGAUGAUAAAAACAUGAGUAUACUUUGGGACACUUUGUUUUGUGACCAAAGCCAUUGAUUUCUAAACCUGUGCUCUGGGAGGUGGUGCAUGAGUAGUAACAUUUUGGAAAGAUAAUUCUGUAAGUGCAUAGGAAUCUAGUAGCAUUAUCCUGAGGUUUCAGGGAGGAAAAUAACUUGUAAUCUAAACAAAUUGCCUGCCGUUGGAGGGGCAACAGCUCUGGUGUGUGUAGACAUGAAAAUCAAUACAUUGCCCUGAAAAGCAGGGCUCAUUCACUUUUAACAUUUUCUCUCUCAAGUCUUGAGAUGGGACCGUGAGGCUGGACUGGCCCUCUGUUUUCUUAAUCAGCUGUGAGGCUGUUGGAGCAAAAAUUAAUGGGCGUUGCAGGACCAUGCAGGAUCAAAAGCUCUUUCAUCUUGCCCAGCACCAAGAGGGUGUUGUAUUUUCAAAGUGUAGUAUUGUACAAUUGAGCAAUAGAGAGGAGGGGAGGGGCCUUUGCUGGGGAUUCUUGACCACUGUAAGAGUUCACUUUAGGCCAUUUGUCACAGCGGUAAUUUUCCCAGAAAUACCCUAUGCCAAGGUAAUGUUUUUGCUAUACUAUCCUCUUUUAUCAAUUUUUCUUUUUUUUUUUUUAAGAUUUUCAUUUAUUUAUUUGACAGCGAGAGAGGAAA